CAGAGGACUUUAGCUUUCCAGUGACUUACAUCAUCCUGCAGACAAUCGGCAGCCAAGAGGAGCACAGCUGCCACAGUCUUCAGAUAGCUCUCUAUUUAAAGUUCAAAGAGACUCCGGAUAACAAAAAGGUAGAGGUAAGGGUGGCCUUUAUCACGCCACUGGAUAAGAAGAAUAAUGGCUGAAAAAGAGUAUACAUUAUCAAACCUCACGGUUCCUAUUCUUCUCCUGAUUGCUUGGAUCGUAGGCUGCAUCAUAGUGGUUUAUGUUGUCUUUUCUUAAAAAGGCAAGAAGACUUCAGAUUUACAUCAUUUAGAAGAAUUAAGAAAAAACAUGAACAUGACUUAUUGAAUAUGUAUUGUUUUAAUAAUGAAAUGUUUGCCAUCAUAGUAUAAGCUUUGAUUAUAAACUGAUACUUUCAUGUACCUAACACUCUCUUCAGGAACUUAUUUAAAAUUAUGAGUACAAAAAGGAAGUAUUGGAAAAUAUGAGUGAACAUCUCUCUAUACUCACAGAGUAGAAAAAAAUGUUCCUAAUUAUAAUUACGAUGCUUAAGCGGUAGAAAAAAUUGUGAUAUAUAUAAUUAUAUUAGAAAAUAUUUUGUUCUCUCAUCCCAGAGAAUUACAGAAAAAUGCACUAGACAAUAAAAAAUUCACAGAAAAAAUGUAAAUGUAAACUUGGCUCUUAUUUUCUUGCUUGUAAUAAAAUAAAUAUAAUUCGAACUAUAUCAAGGAAUUGUUGCUCAGUUAUCAUGUGGAAGAAAUAAAGAUAUUUGACAACAUAUGCAUUAAUAAA
Cavia porcellus (domestic guinea pig) is the source of this 792-nucleotide messenger RNA. It is a transcript of the gene Strit1, whose product is annotated as small transmembrane regulator of ion transport 1. Gene Ontology annotation, biological process: regulation of ATPase-coupled calcium transmembrane transporter activity; regulation of slow-twitch skeletal muscle fiber contraction. The transcript is spliced from 3 exons. The record is from RefSeq and is a predicted model, not a curated record. NCBI's taxonomy places the organism in Eukaryota, Metazoa, Chordata, Mammalia, Rodentia, Caviidae. Bases 175 to 279 code for a protein of 34 amino acids.